UCCGUCUCUGAAGCGCCUCAGUGGCAGUUCCCGCCUUGGCUACGUUGGCCGCCCAGCGACUUCGCAGGUUGCCGAAGCCCCACAGCUAAUCGAGCGGGAGGCUCAUCGGGGAAUGGGGAGCCGCGCUGGGCCAGGCGGCCAAGGCGGUUGCUGCGGGCUGUGCGGCCUCAGAGUCGCCGUCGCAGUCUUCUUGCUGGCGCUUCUGCCCGGCCGGGUAUUUUCAGACUCGUGUAUCUGGUAUGGCGAGUGUGAAGUUGCUUCUGGAGAUAAAAGGUACAAUUGUGAAUAUAAGGGCCCACCGUUGCCACUACCGAAAGAUGGCUAUGAUUUGGUACAGGAACUCUGCCCAGGUUUUUUCUAUGAGAAUGUUAGCCUUUGUUGUGAUGUAGAACAACUUCAGGCUUUGAAAAACAACUUGGAGCUCCCGCUGCAGUUUCUUUCCAGGUGCCCAUCAUGUUCUUAUAAUUUUGUAAACCUGUUCUGCGAACUAUCCUGCAGUCCUCAUCAGUCUGAAUUUCUCAAUGUAACAAAUACAACUUCAUAUAUUGAUCCAGUUACAAAAGAGAAGAAAACCAACGUCGUUGAACUGGAGUAUUACAUUGGAGAAAAAUUUGCUAAUGCUAUGUAUAAUGCAUGUAAAGAUGUGGAGGCACCAUCAAGCAAUGUUAAAGCACUGGGACUGUUGUGUGGAAAAGAUGUUAGGGAAUGCAAUGCAACCAACUGGAUUCAGUACAUGUUCAGCAAGGAUAAUGGUCAAACUCCUUUCAACAUGAUUCCAAUAUUUUCAGAUGUUUCUAUCCGUGGGAUGACUCCUAUGAACAAUGCCACCAAAGGCUGUAAUGAGUCUGUGGAUGAUGUCACUGGGCCUUGCAGUUGUCAGGAUUGCUCUAUUGUCUGUGGUCCCAAACCACAACCCCCUCCACCUCCUUUACCUUGGCUUUUGCUUGGUUUGGAUGCCAUGUAUGUCAUCAUGUGGAUCUCCUACACAGGAUUUUUGCUUGUGUUUUUUGCAGCAGUUUUUGGAGUUUGGUGUUACAGGAAGAGACACUUUGUUUCUGAAUACACACCUAUUGACAGCAACAUUGCCUAUUCUGUUAACUUACGCCAGAAUACUGGAGACGCUACGUCGUGUGAAAGGCUGGGUGAAAGAUUUGAGAACGUGUUAAGAGUCACAUUCACAUCAUGGGGGGCUUUCUGUGUUCGAAACCCAAGACCUGUUGUGCUCUUUUCCCUGGCUUUUAUUGCCAUGUGCUCCUCAGGCCUGAUGUUUGUCAAAGUAACAACAAAUCCUAUAGACCUCUGGUCAUCCCCAAACAGUGAAGCUCGCAAAGAGAAGGAGUAUUUUGAUACUCACUUUGGACCUUUCUUCCGUACUGAACAACUUAUUAUCCAAGCUCCAAACGCCAAGCCAGAAAUUUAUUCUCCAUAUCCAUCAGGAGCAGAUAUUCCUUUCGGGCCUCCAUUAACUAAAGAUAUCUUGCAUCAGGUGCUAGACUUGCAGAAUGCUAUUGAAAACAUAACUGCUUCUUAUAAAAAUGACACCGUAAUGCUGAAGGACAUCUGCCUGGCUCCUCUUGCUCCCAACAACAACAACUGUACUAUUUUAAGUGUACUCAAUUAUUUCCAGAACAGUCAUUCUGUCCUAGAUCACAGUAUUGGUGAUGAAUUCUUUGUCUAUGCGGACUACCACUCUCACCUCUUGUACUGUGUCCGGGCUCCAGCCUCUUUGAAUGACACAACAUUGCUUCACGAUCCAUGUUUGGGAACAUUUGGUGGCCCUGUGUUUCCUUGGUUGGUGAUGGGUGGAUAUGAUGGUGAAAAUUACAAUAAUGCUACAGCCCUUGUGAUCACAUUUCCUGUCAAGAAUUACUACAAUGACACAGAAAAGCUAAUGAAAGCACUGGCCUGGGAAAAGGAGUUCAUCUCUUUUCUGAAAAACUACAACAACUCAAAUUUAACAAUUUCUUUCUCUGCUGAACGUAGCAUUGAAGAUGAAAUAGACCGGGAAAGCUACGGUGAUGUCAGUACUGUUGUAAUUAGCUACGCAGUAAUGUUUGUGUAUAUCUCUAUAGCUCUGGGACACAUCAAGAGUGCUGCUAGAUUCUUGGUGGAUUCAAAAAUUUCCUUGGGCGUUGCAGGCAUUCUGAUUGUACUGAGUUCAGUUGCAUGUUCUCUGGGCAUCUUCAGCUAUUUUGGAGUUCCCUUAACAUUGAUUGUUAUUGAAGUCAUUCCAUUUUUAGUGCUGGCAGUUGGAGUGGACAACAUUUUCAUUAUUGUCCAGACAUUUCAGAGAGAUGAACGCCUUCAAGGUGAAACUCUAGACAAGCAGAUAGGCCGAAUCCUUGGAGAUGUGGCUCCUAGUAUGUUCCUGUCAUCAUUUUCAGAGACAGUGGCCUUUUUAUUGGGAUCUUUGUCUACUAUGCCUGCUGUUCGUACUUUCUCCCUAUUUGCUGCAGUCGCUGUAUUUAUUGACUUUCUCCUUCAAAUUACUUGCUUUGUAAGCCUCUUGGGCUUGGAUAUUAAGCGUCAAGAGAAAAAUCGAUAUGAUAUUCUGUGUUGUAUCAAAGGUGGUGAAGAGAUCAAUAAUGUUCAGCACUCUGAAAGUGUGUUGUUUUUAUUCUUCAAAAAUAUAUAUUCUCCAUUUCUUCUUAAGGAUUGGAUGAGACCAGUUGUGAUAUCCAUAUUUGUGGGUGUGCUGUCCUUCAGCAUAGCAGUUGCCAACAAAGUCGAGAUUGGCCUGGACCAGAGCCUGUCGAUGCCAGAUGACUCGUACAUGUUGGAUUACUUCAGCUCUCUCAGCAAAUACCUGCAUGCAGGUCCUCCAGUAUACUUUGUGCUAAAACAAGGACAUGACUAUACUACUUUGGAUGGGCAAAAUAUGGUGUGUGGUGGAACAGGAUGUGACAACAACUCCCUAGUUCAAGAAAUAUUUGAUGCAGCAGAGAUUAACAGUUACACAAAAAUUGGUUAUGCUCCUUCUUCUUGGAUUGAUGACUACUUUGAUUGGGUCAAACCACAGUCAUCCUGUUGCAGAAUCUACAACACCACUGGGCAGUUCUGCAAUGCUUCAGUUGUUGAUCCAUCCUGUGUGCGCUGCCGGCCACUGACUCCAGAAGGGAAGAAGAGACCUCAGGGUGAAGACUUCAUGAAAUUCCUGCCAAUGUUCCUCUCUGAUAACCCUAAUCCAAAAUGUGGCAAAGGGGGACAUGCAGCAUAUAGCUCUGCAGUUAACUUUGUAAACAGCUCUGAAGUUGGAGCUACCUACUUCAUGACUUACCAUACAGUGUUGAAAACCUCUGCAGACUUCAUUGAUGCAAUGAAGAAAGCACGUGUGAUAGCAUACAAUAUUACUAAAUCCAUGAGCACUGAAGAAAAGAACUAUCAUGUAUUCCCCUACAGCGUGUUCUAUGUUUUCUAUGAACAAUAUCUCACUAUUGUGAAAGACACCAUCUUUAACCUCAGUAUUUCCCUUGGAUCAAUAUUCUUAGUAACAAUGGUGCUGCUUGGUUUUGAAGUGUGGGCUGCCAUUGUUGUUACCCUUACCAUUGCUAUGAUCCUGGUCAACAUGUUUGGAGUCAUGUGGCUCUGGGGCAUCAGCCUGAAUGCAGUUUCAUUGGUUAAUCUUGUCAUGAGUUGUGGUAUCUCUGUUGAAUUCUGUAGCCAUGUGACAAGAGCAUUCACUGUUAGUACAAAACCAACCAGAGCAGAGCGCGCUGAAGAAGCACUAUCCCACAUGGGCAGCUCUGUUUUCAGUGGCAUUACUCUCACAAAAUUUGGAGGAAUAGUAGUGCUUGCCUUUUCCAAAUCCCAGAUUUUCCAGAUCUUCUACUUCAGGAUGUAUCUAGCCAUGGUACUACUUGGAGCAACCCAUGGUCUAAUAUUUCUUCCCGUCCUACUUAGUUAUAUAGGACCCUCAGUAAAUAAAGCUAAAGCACGUGCAGCACAAGAGAGAAACAAAGGUACAGAGAGAGAGAGACUCUUAUUCUUCUAGCCAUUUUAAACAAAGUGGUCAGUGGACUCGUUAAAUUCUACCUGAAGCCCUCUUCACCAUAAGUUUCAGCAAGUUUCUAUGACUACUGUCGCACAACUACAAACCACUAUUACUGGACAGAUUAGAGAUCUACCCAAGUAGAUGACCAGUAGUUCUGAACAACUUGGACUCAGGAAGUACUGCAUAUUUCAGUUACAGUGUUACUAAAAUUGGAUCAUAAAUUAUUAUUAUUUAAUACAUUCUAGUUUUUAUUCUUGUGAAAGUGUUUCACACAAUGAAUUUGCUUUCCUGAUGAAAUCUAAAGUGACAUGUAUGAGAGUAGAUUGCUGACCCACUGACACUACUUUUUAAAUGCAAGGCAAUGCAAUUUGUGGCUCUAUUUUUAGGAGAGACAAAUGAGCCAUUAGUGGAAAAAUAAUAAUAUUUUAAUAAUUUGCCAAAGGGUCUCUGUGUAUAUAUACUUUAUUAUAAAAUAGGAAUUUUUGUAGGUCAAAAGUAUCAGUACAUAAAAUGCAAUAAAUUAAGUUUAUACAUUU
Messenger RNA from Lacerta agilis (Sand lizard), 4527 nucleotides. It is a transcript of the gene NPC1, whose product is annotated as NPC intracellular cholesterol transporter 1. The transcript is spliced from 25 exons. Gene Ontology annotation, molecular function: lipid carrier activity. Gene Ontology annotation, cellular component: membrane. Lineage: Eukaryota; Metazoa; Chordata; Lepidosauria; Squamata; Lacertidae. The record is from RefSeq and is a predicted model, not a curated record. The coding region runs from base 113 to 3991 and encodes 1292 amino acids.